AUCCUUCUGUCCAUCCAUCCACGGCCACUCUGCAACGGGCCCAGCGUCAAAAUCUCAAUUUCGAACUUAUUCGAAUUCGAGCAGGGAUGAUCGAACGUUGUUCGUCGUACAGCGCCAUCACGCACGUUUGAGAAUUGAAUCUUUUGUGCUCGCCGGGCGAUGACUGCGGGGGUGAUUAGAGUGAGUUUUGUACGUGGACCUCUGUUGCUCUGUCGCAGCAUCGUGCUCGAAAUGCACGAAGAGAGUCUGUCGCAAUUGCAAGGUGCGGGGUCGCGACUGACAGUCGAAUGAUGAAUUUUACUCCGGACCAGAACGGGGAUUUUGUGUCGGAAAGGCUGUGGGUUUGCUGUCAUUUGUGGAGGUCGAUGAAUCGAUGGCGAGGCUGCGGGCAGGGUGAAUUUGUUUGCAGCUAGAGCAGCGAGAAGAUGAGCCGGAAAAUGAGACCUAUCGGGCGUGGCACGCGUGUGAAGAAUUUCGUACAUGUUGGUGAUCGUCGAUGAUCUGGUCGUCAGAAUGCGAAUUGUCAGUUAUAAUAUUAAUGGCCUUAGAGCACGUCUGGCUCAGCAUCGAUCCCUGUCCUUGCUCCUGGAGUCGUUGAAUUCCGACAUCAUCUGCUUCCAGGAAACGAAGGUUUCUAGGCAAGAAUUAACUGCAGACAUAGCAAUCGCUGAAGGCUAUGAGUCUUUUUUCUCAUUUACCCGGGCUGUAAAGAACGGACGAAUUGCAUACUCAGGAGUUGCAACCUUCUGUCGGGUCGGCAAGACGCCCUCAAGUACAAGCCCCGUUCUACCCAUUGCUGUUGACGAAGGAUUUACCGGGCUUCUGCAUUUUUCACGGACUGAUGAGAUAGGCUGUGCCAAGGGGCGGGUUGGUUGCUAUGAAGAGGUUUUUCAGACAGACUUAUCUUCACAGGAGCUGUUACGGUUAGACAGCGAAGGCCGAUGUUUGGUAACUGACCACGGCUCAUUUGUCUUGUUCAAUAUCUAUGCACCACGGGUGGAAAGUGGAGACAAGGAUCGACAGCAGUUCAAGAAUAAUUUCUUUCAUGCUCUGCAGCGAAGAUGGGAAGGUCUCUUGAGCAAAGGCCGAAGGGUCAUAGCCGUAGGUGACUUCAAUAUUUCACCUUAUCCUAUCGAUCAUUGUGAUCCAGGACCGGACUUCGACAAGCACAUGUCUCGGAAGUGGUUGCGCUCUGUGCUACAGGCAGAAGGUGGACCUUUUCGAGAUAUCUUUCGUUUCAUCCACCCAAACAGGAAUGGAGCCUUCUCGUGUUGGUCUACAGCCACUGGAGCAGAAGAGUUUAAUUAUGGCACUCGCAUUGACUUGAUAAUUGCUGCCGGACCCUGUAGUCAUGAAGCAUCUGGCAAUCCAGAAGCUAAUGACGAAGGACAUAGCUUUGUCGAAUGUGAAGUUCUGGAUUCUGACAUACUUACUGACUUUAGGCGUGUGAAGAAUGAUACACUUCCAAGAUGGCAUGGUGGUAGAAGCUUGAAAUUGGAGGGUUCCGAUCAUGCACCUGUAUAUGUUUUACUGAGGGAGCAGCGUCAAGUUGAGCCUCAUGACGUGCCCCCUCUAGCAGCUCGGUUUUUCCCUGAGCUUCGUGGGCGACAACAGGAUCUAGUUUCUCUUCUAAAGAAGCAGCCUUCUCCAAAUGGCUUGACGAAUCUCGGAGAUGAAGGGGGUGCUUCACCCUCUGGCCAGAGGAGACUUACGGCCUCGAACUCCUUCAAAGAUCAGAGCAGAAACAAGGGUACAAAACGGAAGCUUGGCAGCUCAGUCAAUAUGAACAAACAUGAUACAGGACAAAAGCAGAGUAGUUUGCGCACCUUCUUCAUUACAUCUUCCAAGAAUGUGAAAGCUUCUGUAGAUGUCAACAGUGAGCAUGACAAAAAUGUGGAGCCCGUUAGCUACCAGGAAACAUCGUUCGAAGAAAAAUGCACAGGAAGCAGUCCCAACGCAGUUACUUCCAGGCUGCCCGCUCGUCCAAUUGAAAAAGAGAUCUUGACGACGGAUAGUACAGAGGUUACCAAUUUGACAAUGUCAGCUGAGGGAGAAGUCAAUUUUCAGCGAUGCCUAAUGGGGGCAAUGGAAGAACUCGGGUAUGGAACACCAGAUGGUCUUGACUACACACAGGUUGGAGAGUUUGAUAGAGGACGUUUAUCCCAGUCAGACGUGAACACCAUUUCUGACACUCAGGAGAAGCCCAACGCAGCAUCCGAGUGGAAAAGGAUCCAAAAUGCUAUGGCCCGAGCAGUGCCUCUUUGUAGUGGACACAAAGAACCUUGUGUAGCUCGAGUUGUCAAGAAAGCAGGCCCAAACAAAGGGCGGGGUUUUUACGUAUGCGCUCGUGCCGAGGGACCAUCUUCUAAUCCUGAGACUCGAUGCGAUCAUUUUGAGUGGAGUUCUUCGUCUAUGAGGGCAAAAGGAAAAGUUCUUGGCAAAUGAAGUUCUAGAGCUUUUACACAACUGCAAUGAUAUUUUCCCAGGAUACUCGAAUGUAAUGACAUGUGCUUCUCAGAAGCAAAGCCAUUUGAGUCAAAUCCGUGAGAGAACUUUUGAAGAUCACUAGAUGACCUUCAAAGUUUGGUGCUAAAGUUGUUGUUUCAAGCUGGUGAAUUCUACGUACCCGCAUCCUGCACGGAUGCUUUCAAAGCGUAACUUCUUUUCGCUCAUAUUCUCCGACAAAGAUAAUGUGAAUGAAGAGACACGGCGGAACUUGGCGGGAAUUCAUGCUGAUGCUGCCAAUUGGUGAAAUGCAAAUCUCUGUACAUUGUUUGACUGUACGCCUGAGUUGGAUGGAAAAGUCGGACUCCUGUACAAAACGCGAUACUGCAAAUCAAUAAUUCCAUUACAGAGUUUGUGGUACGGAGAUUUCUGGUUGAUGAAGUUGCAAUCACAGCAGGAGGGACUGGUUUAUUAUUUUAAGGUAUACAACGUAAUAUACGAGUUCCUACAAGCAGAUUUUGACCACUCUAUUUCCAAUCGCCUGACAGUAACAGUCUUAUAGAUCCCAAGGCUCAUGUAUCAUGUGCAAAGAUUCUUGCCAAAAAGCUCAAGUAUUUGUACGAUUGAAAUAAAGUCUUUAUGUGCACAUCAUCUUUUAAGAAUGC
Molecule: messenger RNA, 3110 nt
Organism: Marchantia polymorpha subsp. ruderalis
Lineage: Eukaryota; Viridiplantae; Streptophyta; Marchantiopsida; Marchantiales; Marchantiaceae
Source: the annotation of a GenBank genome assembly